Molecule: messenger RNA, 2154 nt
Organism: Phacochoerus africanus (Common warthog)
Lineage: Eukaryota; Metazoa; Chordata; Mammalia; Artiodactyla; Suidae
Gene: PBLD
Product: phenazine biosynthesis like protein domain containing
Exons: 10
Coding region: 423-1289 (288 amino acids)
Biological process (GO): biosynthetic process
Cellular component (GO): cytoplasm
Molecular function (GO): isomerase activity
Source: RefSeq, a predicted model, not a curated record
AACUGCGGAGGAAGGGAGGCCGCGGUGGGAGGCCAGGCCCAUCCGGCGCCAUUUCCAACGGGAGCGCGCCCGAAGGCCCUGAGCCUCCCCCCACCCAAGUGCCCAGCCUUUCCCAGCUCGCUUCCUUCCCCACCCACAUCCCUUCCGAGGCGCUCUAACCACCGCCCCCCUCCCCGGCCUCCUAAAUCAGUUUUCGGAAGCUAAGGGGCAAGAAGCAGAAAGAGAGGAGAAGGGCGGGAAGCCCAGGUGGCCGCGCCACCGUACCCAAAAUGGCGGAAGCCAAACCAGCAGGGAAAAGACGGGAAAUGCGUGAUGAGCCCCACUUUGGGCCUCGGCUUCGUCCACUAAAUCCCCCCUGACAACAAGAAGGAGAGCAGGCUAUCAGAAAUUUUGAGAACUUGCAGAAAGUGCUUACAAGGAAAAUGAAGCUCCCUAUUUUCAUAGCAGAUGCAUUCACAGCAAAAGCAUUUCGUGGGAAUCCUGCUGCUGUUUGCCUCCUAGAAAAUAAAUUGGAUGAAGACAUGCAUCAAAAAGUUGCAAGGGAAAUGAACCUCUCUGAAACUGCUUUUAUCCGAAAAUUACACCCAACUGACAACUUUACACAGACUUCCUGCUUUGGACUAAGGUGGUUCACGCCAGUGAGUGAGGUUCCUCUCUGUGGCCACGCUACCCUGGCUUCUGCAGCUGUGCUGUUUCACAAAAUAAAAAACGUGAAUAGCACUCUAACCUUUGUCACUCUGAGUGGGGAACUAAAGGCCAGAAGAGCAGAGGAUGGUAUCAUCCUGGACCUGCCUCUUUAUCCAGCCCAACCCCAGGACUUCCCUGAAGUGGAGGACUUGAUAAAGACAGCCAUAGGUGACACACUGGUUCAGGACGUCCGCUAUUCUCCAGAUACCCAGAAGCUUCUUGUCCGGCUCAGUGAUAUUUACGACAGGUCAUUUCUGGAGAACCUGAGAGUGAACACACAGAAUCUGCUGCAAGUGGACAACACAGGGAAGGUGAAAGGACUCAUUCUCACCCUCAAGGGGGAGCCUGGUGGGCAGACUCCAGCAUUUGACUUUUACUCCAGAUAUUUCGCUCCGUGGGUUGGUGUGGCUGAAGACCCCGUAACAGGGUCUGCGCAUACUGUUCUCAGCAGCUACUGGUCCCAGCAACUGGGGAAGAAAGACAUGCAUGCCUUUCAGUGUUCCAGCCGGGGAGGAGAACUGAAGAUUUCACUGCGUCCUGAUGGACGAGUGGACAUCAAGGGAGGCGCUGCUCUGGUUUUAGAGGGCACGCUGACAGCCUAGAGGUGGUUGUGCUGUGAUAUUGCUAUCUUAAAUUACUAAGUAUUUUCUGCAUAAAAAGAAACGUAAGGGGCUGCCUUAAGCAAGCUUGCAUGGUAGUCUAGUUAAUCCACAUUACAAAGAGAAUGAUGAAGACAUGUUAAUGGAGAUUUAAUAAUGCUUCCUGAAUGAUUAACUAAUGGAGUUUGGCUCUACCUGUGAGUGUAUUUGAAAUGUAAGUACCCAGUAACCAAGAAUAAUAUUGUACCCAGUACCCAAGAAUAAUAUCGUCACCUUUGCUUAUGAUCACCCCUCCUGGAAUGAGGAACAAAUAUAUGAGGAACAAGAUCAAACCAUUUAAGCUUAGGUGUGAAUACUUGAUAGACUAUUUUGCAGCCAUUAAAAAGGUCCCUUAGGACUGGUGGCCUAGUGGGUUAAAGACCCAGCAUUGUCUCUGCUGUGACUUGAUUCACUGCUGUGGCAUGAGUUCGAUCCCUGGCCUGGCAACUUCCACAUGCCUUGGGCGUGUCCAAAAAAGAAAAACAUCCCAAAACUAUGGAAAUAUAGAAAAAUAUUUCAUGGUAUAAUACCAAGAAAGAAAACUACGGUAGACUAUUAAAUGUUAGCAACGUUAUGCUGUGUCUGUGGAGGAUAUGAAUUUCUAUGGGCGAGGAUGGAACAUGAAGAUACAAAAGUGAAAAGAGUUCAUGCGUAUCUGGGGGGUAAGAUUGGAAGUAAUUUUAAGGUAUUUAAAAAAUCAUUUCCUUUACUGGAAACACACUCAUGUUUAAUAAAUAAAAAUCAAGAUGUAACUAAAUAAAUAAAAAGCCGAGAAAUUGAAAAACUAUAUGUGUAUUAGAGUAGUAGUAAAGCUAAAUAUGGAAAGUAA